AUGCUUCUUCGACUGAUCACGAUUUCUACUGUAAUCCCUACAAUAACCGCAUGCUUAGCAACAAGAACAAGCGUUCCAACGUUGGCGAAUUGUCCUGCUUGCAAUUUUGCUUCUCUAUCGGGAUCUUCAUUUCAGCAAACAGACACGGAAGCCGCGGGAACCGCAUAUUUCUUAAGAGGAGUGGAUCCUGUUAAUUGGUGCGAUACUGCUCAAAUCAACUGUCUCACCGAUGACGGAUCAUCUCGAACGGUCCGAAUCGACAUUAUUGCUAAUGGUGUACGGAACGCUGUUGGCACAGGAUGUGGCGAAUCUCAUUCGAUUCCAAACGUUCUUCAGUGCAAUUCGAAUAAUCAAUGGGCGUUCAACGGGCGAACAGACUUCACAAUCGAAUGCCGAACAAUCGUCGCUUCAACGUGCACACCGUAG
This is a messenger RNA of Caenorhabditis bovis, 426 nucleotides long. NCBI's taxonomy places the organism in Eukaryota, Metazoa, Nematoda, Chromadorea, Rhabditida, Rhabditidae. The record is from the annotation of a GenBank genome assembly.